Messenger RNA from Xyrichtys novacula (pearly razorfish), 4650 nucleotides. The record is from the annotation of a GenBank genome assembly. Lineage: Eukaryota; Metazoa; Chordata; Actinopteri; Labriformes; Labridae.
AUGAGCUACCCAGGAUACCCUCCUCAGUCCGGUGGAUACCCACCACAGGGAGGAGGCUACCCACCUCAAGCAGGUGGAUACCCGCCCCAAGCAGGUGGAUACCCUCCCGCAGCCGGUGGAUACCCACCAGCAGCCGGCGGCUACCCCCCCGCAGCAGGGGGCUACCCCCCACAGGCAGGCGGAUACCCCCCACAGGCUGGAGGAUACCCACCUCAGGCUGGUGGCUACCCUCCAGCAGCAGGCGGUUACCCACCAGCAGCAGGAGGCUUUCCUUCUCAGCCUGGAGGCUACCCUGCACCAGCUGGAGGUUUCCCUCCUCAGGCAGGAGGGUACCCAGCGCAGUCUGGUGCAGGAGGCUUUCCCUCCCAGCCGCCAGCAGGUGAGAUUACAACUAUUUCAUGUUGAUAAUAUGUGCAGCCACAGUGAAAAAUAUACAUGUAUUAAAAAUAGCAAAAGAUAAGAGUCAAGUAACACCAAGAGUAGGAUAAGAAAACUGACAAAUGAGGUGGAGUUGUGAUCCUCUUUAAGAAGACAGUCAUUUAUAAACAGGGUUGUCCUAUAUUUGGGUCGCUAUGGGAAAAGUCCCCCAGCAGUCUGAGCCUAAAGCAGCAUAACUAGGAAACAUCAUGACUCAAAAUAAGUUUUUAUCCUCCACAGAUUUUAAUGUUUUGUUGAUCUCUUUCUUUGCAGCAGGAGGAUGGGGUGCAGCACCAGGUGGCUUUGGAGCUGUACGUAACUUUUUUUUAACAUAUGAAAUAACUUAAGCUGAAGCUCCUCUUUGCUUUGAUCAACUUACCUCCACCAGUCAUUCUCUGUUCAGAUUUUCACCCUUGUUUUUGAACUGUUGUCUUUUAGCAGCCAGGAGGAGCUCCGCAGGGAUACCCAGGGGGCCCCGCCCCGAGUCAGCCCAUGCCAAGUUACCCUGGGGCUCCUGCGACUAACCCCUCCAUGCCUGCAUAUGGAGGUGGAGUUCCAUCCAACCCUCAGGCACCUGCUAUUCCUGUAAGAAAGAUUUGUUUCCAAACUAGAAAAUGCUGCUUUAUACACCUUUACAAACAUGUUUUUUCUAAUAUUUUUAUGUUUUGUUUUAUUUCCAGAAAGGUUUUAGGGGUACGAUUAAAGAUUAUCCCGGAGCUGAUCCACUGAGGGAUGUUGAAGUUCUUCGGAAAGCCAUGAAGGGUUUUGGUUAGUAGAUAAACUCUUAUACGACAUUGUCACUUGAUAUCAACGAGGAGUGUAUUUACAUAGAUGUUUUUGUAACGCAGGCACUGAUGAAAACGCCAUUAUUGAACUGCUGGGGAGUCGUAGCAACAAGCAGAGGGUUCCAAUGGUAGCAGCUUACAAAACAACUUACGGAAAGGUGAUUUUAAAAAAUAUUCUGUGUUAUAUUCUGCAAUCUUUGCCUCUCAUUGAUCUAUAAAGCAGCCAUUUCCAUGCUGACGUCAGGGUUUUUUGUUGUUUUAUUUUCCCCUCUCAGGAUUUGAUCCACGAUCUGAAGUCUGAGCUGACUGGAAACUUCGAGAAGCUGGUUCUUGCCAUGAUAAAGAGCCCCUCACACUUUGAUGCCUCUGAGCUCAGAGAAGCCAUAAAGGUCUGUGACUCUGAGUUGUUGUCGAAGCACAUGCUCUAAUUGUGGUUUUGUAGUCCAAACCAAGUUGUGUGACUCAUCAUGGAAAGAGCAAAUAAGGGCAAAGUAAAUCCUCCAGAGGCUAGAGAAAGCUCCACAAGCUGAGACCUGUCUUACUCCUUGGAGCACUUGUAUCUUUAAUGGCUUACUACGGAUUCUUUAUCAUCUUCAGGGUGCAGGAACUGAUGAAGCAUGUCUGAUUGAGAUACUGUCAUCCCGCUCUAAUGCUGAGAUUCGAGAAAUAAGCGGAAUCUACAAAGCAGGUGGGUUCAAACUUUAAUAAUUUACAGGUUCGGUUGAAGUUUUGUGCGCAAAGAAACUCAAAAUGGAACAUAACGUCAUGAAGACACAAAAAUCUGACCAUUGUUGACAUAGAGCUUGUUGACAUCGUUUGAUAUUUGAAUCAAAAUCAUAAUAAAUCCCUCGUUUAGAUAAUGCGGUUGCCCUUUUAAUAUACCUAGACAACUGAUUAUGGGAAAUAGAUACCCUUUUGUUCAUGUAAAUAUGAUGCAAAUGAAAGCGUGGUCCUGAAAAGCUGCACCUUCUCUCUAGAGUACGGGAAGAGCCUGGAGGAUGCGAUCAGCAGCGACACCUCCGGUCACUUCCGCAGGCUCCUGAUCUCUCUCAGUCAGGUAGCUGCUGCAUGGUUUACCCCAGAAUCAAAACACAAGCCGUCUCACAACAAAUUCACUAGCACACUCUCAUGCCCACAGUUUGUGUCUUUUAUGAGCUCAACAUGCCUCCCUUUCUCCCUGUAGGGAAACCGUGAUGAAAGAGAGACAGUCGACGUCUCCCUGGCCAAACAGGAUGCUCAGGUAUCAGUUAAAAGUUUGUUUGCCGUUGUAACGUUCUUUGAGAGUAAUAAACAAGCCCGAUCAUGUUUUUUUAAUCUGCGUGUGUCUGCGUGGGCGACAGAAACUGUAUGCAGCUGGGGAAAAUAAAGUGGGGACAGACGAGUCCCAGUUCAACGCCAUCCUGUGUGCUCGCAGCAAGCCUCACCUCAGAGCAGGUGUGUAAAGUCAGCAGUUUUAACACCAGAGCUCUGCUUUGUCUUUUCAGUGUCAAAUCUAACAAAAGUCACAUUUUCAGCACAUGUGUAUGUUUAAAUAUUAUGACUGUAACUACAUCCCCCUGCGGCACUUUGUCUUUAUUAGUCUUCCAGGAGUACCAGCACAUGUGCGGCAGAGACAUUGAGAAGAGUAUCUGCAGGGAAAUGUCUGGAAAUGUGGAGUCUGGCAUGGUGGCUGUGGGUACGUUCUUUAGGUCUCUUUUUCCAAACCACAACCAAACUGAAGUGUCUUUUCCAACACAUGUUGAACCCCAAACGGUGAUGGAGUUUGAAUUGCAAGACCUAAAAGGACAAGAUCACAUGUCUUAUCAAAUCAAGAGUCUAAGCACAUUUUUGUUGUGUAUGAUUUCACUUACUCCAGUUGACAAUGUGGUAAAAAUGUCUUCAAAAGCAUAUGAUGUGAAUGCAUAGUGUAACUUAUUUGUAGGUUUCGUUGAUAGCUGGUUGAAAAGCAGGAUAGUGUACAGUAAGCAGGUCUUUAUAUGGAAUAGAAUCUCUUCAAGACUCUGCUUGUCGUUAUUCAACUUUGCUUACCACUCCACUCCCUAUACAUUUUUCCAUACUCAGUGUCAUGCUUCAAACCUCUCCUGGACUGAUUUCAACAACGUCUUACAGAUGCCAACAAGCUGCUGUCUGACCUACAUUCUUAAACUAGACAAUUGAUGAAAAGCAAGAAUUUGGUUCGACGAUUCAAUGCUGUGCAACUUCCACUUUGUUAUUGAUUAACAUCCUGCAUGUUUUGUAAAAAUGAAGCGAGUCGAGUAUCAAUUUGAAGAGAUAAGUAAUUAGAGUUUAUAAUGUUGCUGUGGCGCCAUUAUUAAAGUUCAUGAUGAUGUAAAACUAGGUCGCUGAUAUGCGGUGCAUGAAGCUACUUGAUACGAGACACACCUACAAACAUUUGGCAGCCGAUGAAAGAAAAAAGACAAAUUAUCUUUAGAAAUGUUCAGUGUGUGCAGUUUUUUAUAGGUGUUAUAAAGUUGAAUCGAUAACAGUGCUUGACAUGUAUUUUGUGAAUUUUCCAAAGCAGCAAAUGUGCAUGAGAACGAAACAGAGAGAGGCGUUCACGUACAACAAAUUAAUUACAAUACAUUAACCUCUCUGUCUGUAACCUAAUUAUUUUUGGUAUGUAUGUCAGACAACAAACAGUUCUGUACGGUCUUUUCAUGCACCUCUUUUGUAGUUUGUCCCUUUUCACUGAGACCAAACGGGGACAUUAGUCAGAAGCCCCUUUCACAUUUCAACUCCUGGCGGUUUUUAAGCCAUUUUCAGGAACUUGUAACUCUGCUAUGUGAGAAUAUUCGUGUUUGACAAGCUCUCACAGCUUGAAAUAUGACAGCUAUGAUAUAAGAGGUUGACACAUAAAAAACAGAUAAAACCAAGGUGAAAAAAAAAUCAGCCACUAGAGUGAUGUUUGGAGACUUCCAGGAGUGACAUGCAUGUGUGAAAAGGGUUUGAUUUUUCCGAUUCCUCUGAGGUUCUUAUCUGUUUACUUCUGCUCUUUUUCCUCCAGUGAAAUGCAUCAAGAACACCCCCGCCUACUUUGCAGAGAGGCUCCACAAAGCUAUGCAGGUAUGUUUAAUCCUAAUCGUCUGCUUCCAGCGCUGCCAUAUGUUUGUAGAAGGAGUCUAUUUCACUGCUGCAGUCUGUGGAGUGUUAAAAUUUGAUAUGUCGACAGGGAGCAGGGACCAAGGACACAACCCUGAUCCGUAUCAUGGUGUCCCGCUCUGAGGUAGACAUGCUGGACAUCAGACAGGCAUACUUGCAGGCUUAUGGGAAAUCACUGUUCACUCAUAUCUCAGUAAGUCCCACAUUGUUUUUUAAAUUUACAGACUCGUUUACUUUAUAUCUCUGUUUUUAUUGAAACAUGUAAUUAUUUUUGCUUUUUUCUCUUCAGGGUGACACCUCCGGGGAUUACAAGAAGCUGCUGCUGAAGCUGUGCGGAGGUAGCGACUAG